AUACUAAAAAAAAAUUCAUUGAAACUGGCAGAGUGCCAUAUCUUAAUACAAUGUUUUUUCCUUCCACUUAUAGUUAUGUGGUGAAUAUAGGAUUGAUAGACAAGUUAUGCUGCUGUUUCCUCUCCGUCCAAGGUCCUGUUGACGACAAUUCAAAAAUAGCUACUUUUCUGCAAAAUGCUACAGCAGUGUUACAUGGAAUGUGUCAGCUCUGUUUUGCUGUCAGUGGAAGGUCUUGGCCCAUAUUUGACAAUACACGUCAGGACCCCACAGGGCUAACUGCAGUUCUUCGGACUACAGACCUAGUUGGAGUCUUGCAUAUGCUAUACUGUAUUCUUUUCCAUGGCACCAUCUCAGAUUCAAACAUGGCAAGUCCUAAAGAGAGUUAUACAGAGAACACGAUCCAGGUUGCUAUUCAGAGUUUACGCUUCUUCAAUAGCUUCGCAGUUCUUGAUCUGCCAGCUUUUCAGUCUGUUGUAGGUGCUGAGGGACUUUCUCUUGCAUUCCGUCAUAUUAUCAGCUCUUUGCUGUGGUACUGUUCUCAGCAUACCUGUGAAGGACUGCUACAUGAAGUCAUUCUUUGUGUUGGGUAUUUUACUGUCAACCAUCCAGAUAAUCAGGUAAUUGUACAAUCUGGCCGUCACCCCACAGUGCUGCAAAAACUAUGCCAGUUGCCUUUCCAGUAUUUCAGUGAUCCUCGCCUAAUCAAAGUGCUCUUCCCUACGCUAAUAGCUGCUUGUUACAAUAACCCUCAGAACAAGAUCAUUCUGGAGCAGGAGAUGAGUUGUGUUUUACUUGCCACAUUCAUUCAGGAUUUCACACAGAAUUCAGGCCAAACAGAUAACCAGUCUUCUCAACAAAGGGAAAAAUUCUUCACUUCCCAAGAUUAUCUUGAGCUGUCUAACAGAUUCCCUUGCCAAGCCUGGGAAGAAGCACGACAGUUCUUCUUGAAAAAAGAGAAAAAAUAAGUGUUUCAUUUUGUUUCAAUUUUUAAAACAUCUAAUAUGUUAAUGUUAAGCAAUUUGUCCUAACUACAUACUUUAAGAAACUGUUUUGGAAACUUCUAGAUACUCUAAAUACUUAUGCUGUAGAUAUAUAUAAUUUGCACUAUUUAUGUCUUAAGUACUGUAGAUACUUUAAAGCGUUGUUUUUUAAUUUUGAAAAUUGUUUAUUUCAUUUACAUACUACAUCAUGGUUUUGGUAGCUUCUACCCUAUGAUGUGUACUUCUUGCACUGUAAAACUGCUGAAAUUAGGUUACAAAUAUAGAAAAUGUUAUCUUCUAUAUAUCUUGUAAUAAAAUAACUUAUUCUGUU
Molecule: messenger RNA, 1311 nt
Organism: Chelonoidis abingdonii (Abingdon island giant tortoise)
Lineage: Eukaryota; Metazoa; Chordata; Testudines; Testudinidae
Source: RefSeq, a predicted model, not a curated record